AGACGUUCCCCGUAUUUUAUCUAGGUGGACGUUCUGUGGUGUCAUACCUACAAAUGUGUAGUGCAUGAAGAGCGGUAUUUAACAAACUAAAAGAUGGCAGCUACAACAGAUAAACCCGAACCAAAAGUGGUCUACCGAUUCCUCGGAAAAUCGGGACUGAGAGUGUCCAACAUUUGUCUUGGAACAAUGACAUUUGGCAAAUCUUCUGCAUUUGAGCUCUUCAAUGGACCUACCCAAGCUGAUGAAGCAGAGUCACACGCUAUCCUGGACAGAUUUGUGGAGCUUGGAGGAAACUUUAUAGACACAGCCAAUGUAUAUAGCUUGGGGCUAUCAGAAGAAAUCGUCGGUUCCUGGCUGAAAAAACAAAAACGAGAAAACUUUGUCAUAGCAACAAAAGUCCGUGCUACGAUGGGAUCAGGACCAAAUGACUUGGGUCUGAGCAGACGACAUAUCCUACAAAUGUGUGAUGACAGCCUUCGACGUCUGCAGACUGACUAUAUUGACCUCUACCAGACUCAUGGUUGGGAUUCGGCAGUCCCCAUAGAGGAAACCCUUCGGGCGUUGGAUGACCUUGUCAGGGGCGGCAAGGUUCGCUAUGUGGGCGUCUGCAAUGUCACAGGCUGGCAGAUGCAGAAGAUUGUCGACAAAGCGGAAGCAAUGGGAAUCAACUCCAUCAUAGGUCUACAGCAACAAUACAACCUGUUAUGUCGCCAUCCCGAGUUGGAGGAGUUUCAGGUGUGCAGGAAUGAAGGUGUCGGUGUACUUCCAUGGAGUCCACUGAAAGGGGGAUUGUUAACAGGAAAGUUCAAGCGUGGGGCCAAACCAGAAAGUGACGGUUCUAGGAUUGGGUUUACCGCCGCCAAGGAGUCAAGUAGAACAUUCCAGAGCAGUCCCGGUUGGAGCAAGUAUGAAGAUAAUGAGUUUUACUGGAACCUUGUGGACGUCAUGUCCAAAAUAGCCAUUAGCCAUGGUAGAAGUGUACCCCAGGUGGCACUGAGGUGGCUUCUGCAGAAGAAUGUGGUGUCGUCAGUGAUAAUCGGUGCCACCUCAAUCAAACAGUUGGAGGACAAUAUGGGAGCCGGUACGGGCUGGACGCUUACCACAGAGGAGAUGGAUGAACUAGAUAAAACUUCAAGCGUGGAACUACCUUAUCCCUACGAAAUGGUCUUACGUUUCAAUAAGGACAGGAAAAACCCAUUCCUCGGAACGUCUUCUGUGGAAAAUACACAAGAGUAAAAACCAAUGCAAAGAAACGCUUCAAGAUUGAUAACCUCAAACAUUUGUGUCCCAUCCUGAACAUAUUUUUUUUUUAUUUUUUUUAUUUUAAAUGUUAAUCGUUUUGGACAUUAUUGUAUUCUGCAUAACCAAAGUUCAGCUAUAGUUUAGGAAGUUGCAUUGAGCUUGAUAAGUUACACCUUAGCUACUCAGAAAACAGACUUUUUCUUUUAGUACCCCCAUGCCUCAACAUUCCUUAAGAAACUUAAACCUGUAUUAAGUUGGAGUAGUCGCCUGCAUUUUUAAUACCCACUUACAAGCAAUUAUCAAUGGAAUGCCCUUUUAUCACCUCGUCUAAAAACGUUAUUGUUGAGAUAUUAAAAUAAAAUCACCUAUAGUUUCGCUUUAUUCCAAAUAAGAAAUGUAACCAUACCAUGUCUUGUCAUUACGUUAUAUGGCUAAGAGGAUGAGGUGUGUUCCUCUCCUUUCUCUGUGACCCUUCCUUUUAAUUCCCAUCCGUAAUCACUUCCCUGAAAAUGCACUUCCUUCCACCCAAUCAAAUUAUGGCUUUGACGUCCCUGAUAUAUCUUAUACUAUUGUAUUAACAUUCAAUCAACACAUUGUUUUGUAGAAUAUAUUUUUAUUGAUGAUUUUUUCAGUAUAAUAUUCAGUGUCGUUAAUUUACAGUGAAGUUAUACGAAAUUAAUUUAUUUUCACCUUUGAUGAUAUAUGGUGGAGUAUCAAUUUUAUAUUAGCCAAUAAAAAUUGUAUUUCCUAUUUCCUGCCGCAGACAUUCUUUACAGCUGAAGAUGAAACGACAGAAAAAUAAGUGUUUUCUACCAUCUUUGUAUAAAAGUAAUAAAUAGAAAUUUUAAUGGUUUUCUGGUUACAUAUGUAAAUGCCAUAUCUAUUUCACUUUUAUGACAGAAUAUAUUGAUAUUUUCAGGAAUGCGAAGGACUUGUGAAAAAUAUCAUUAUUCUGACAUACUCGAGAAAUAUUGAUGGUAUUAAACGGUAAAACAAUUAAUUUUCUUAUAUAUAUAUAUUGGUCUAGUCAUUAAACCAAAAAAGAGAAAGUUAUUCACAAAGUGCUUUAUGAACAUUGAAAUAAACCAUUUAAUAAAACUUGUGCAUUAGCUCAAUUUUAGUAAUUAUAUUUUUAAAUGCGUCAUUGAUUAUCAAUUUGUUUUUUUAUGAUAUUAACAUUUAUCAAAUAUAUGCGUA
This is a messenger RNA of Mizuhopecten yessoensis (Yesso scallop), 2439 nucleotides long. RefSeq lists its product as uncharacterized. Bases 94 to 1236 code for a protein of 380 amino acids. The transcript has 8 exons. The record is from RefSeq and is a predicted model, not a curated record. Lineage: Eukaryota; Metazoa; Mollusca; Bivalvia; Pectinida; Pectinidae.